Messenger RNA from Phytomonas sp. Hart1, 245 nucleotides. The record is from the annotation of a GenBank genome assembly. NCBI's taxonomy places the organism in Eukaryota, Euglenozoa, Kinetoplastea, Trypanosomatida, Trypanosomatidae.
AUGACAUCUUUAGCUCUAAAAGAUUUACACGACACUAUAGAACAAUACCUUGAUAAUAUUCAAUCAACUGGCAAAAGUGAUCUUCAACCAGUAAUCUUGUCCUCAUGUCUUUUUCAGAGUGAGAUUCACGAGUUAACACGCUGCUUACAGGAGCGGAAUAUACAUAUUGAGCAUGAACGAAGGAGUGGUAACUUAAAGUAUUUAUAAUUGAGUAUGAUCAAAAUGACAAAAAGUAAUUGCAAAAA